AUGGCUUCACUGGACCUUCAGCUCGUGCUUCAUGCACACCUAAACCACGCCACUGUUGCCACCAACCCGCAAGAGUUAACAAAGCACCUCCAAGCCUUCACGCGUGAUUGGAAGAAGGAGCCCAGUCUCGACCAGUUCGAUGCAGCACUCGGAGUCAUGCAGGAGGCGAGGAGAUCAACCAUUAACUUGGAGAUGGUUGCUCUGUGGUGGAUCGGCUACCUACAGGACGUUACCCUCAGCGAGGCUAUCGACACAUUCUCAGUCGAUCUCAGAGAUGUGGAUAUUUUGGCGGAACUGGUCAGGAGUCCUUCGGCGACAGUGGUCAAGCGCGCUGUCCAAACAUGUGCUUCCAUCUACCCAGUCGUCUUUCAGAUUUGUUGUCAGGAGUCUGCGGAUCUCACUAAACUCUGGGGGGAAUAUGCUGUCAGGAUCAAGCAGGCUGUGUUGGGUCAUCUUGGAACUCCCAACGAGGGUAUUCUCUUGGCGAUCUCCAAGUACAUGCAGACUGUUGUCCAGAUCCAGUCUCACAGUCAACGGAACUCUAUGGCUCAUGAUUCGGAGACAUUGUCGCUCAACAAGAUCCCAUCUACUCACCCGUUCUUGAACGCUGGAGUUCUUCAACACGAGUCUGACGUUUCAUUGCGGGAGCUUUUGUCUGUUAUUCAGCGGCCAAUGAUUUCUUCCACCGUUGUCACAGCGAUCAUCAACCAGACCAGUGCUUUGCAACGAGCUCGACCUCAGUUUAUACCCGCCAUUCUCGGAACUUGGACAUCCUUCAUCAAACCUUCGCCUCCACCACACUUCACCCCGCUCCAGAUCAGAUUCAUCGACAAAGCGAUCAGGAUACAACUUUUGUCCAUCUCAAAGAUGCAAUUGCAGCCCCCGCAGCUUCAAAUUGUCACAGAUACUCUUUCCAGCUACGGCGUCAAGUACAACGGCAACCCAUUGAGUCGGUCACAGCAGCAACAACUUCUUCACCCAGACGACGAUUCUAGGCGAUCAUCAAAGCGUGGAAGGUCCAACAAUAACCAAGACGGCGAGGAUAUGGAGUUGAAGAGGAUGAAGCAAGAGCCUGACACCCGCGGCACAAACACACCACCUAUGCCUGCUCCAGCAGGGCCGCCAACAUUACCGGGACCACCGGGACCACCGCCGCCGCCCAACAUCCCCCCGGGCUUUGGUCAGAAUGUGCUCAGCCAAAUCAACAUUACCCAGCUGCCAGUCCAUCAUGUUGUUGACAUUAUUUUCGAGACCCUUGCUGCAAACCACAUUCCUCACCUCUUUCACUCUUUCCUCUCAACACUGCCAAUCAUGGGAUUGAAGGAAGGCAACUUGCCCAUGCCCCCACCAGGAGCAGGACCUCCACCACCAGGGCUCUUACUUCAACGACCACCACCACCUAUGCUCCCACCAGGAAUGAUGCCACCACCACCUCACGGACAUCCCUUUCCUCCACCUCCUUUCGGGCACCCUCCACACCUUGGACCACCAGGACAUUUCCCUAUGCCAGGAGCUGGGCCUCCUCCACCCAUGCCUGAAGUCAAGCAGGAGGCAAGGCUUGAGGUCAAGAAGGAGCUCAACAUUGCCAAACUCGCCCUCCCUCGUAUUCCCGAUAACAUUCAGGUCAGCAUUAAGGUCAUGCCUCCCAAGCAUACUCCCACUCAGCUUCCCUCACGACCCGUUAUUGUCGUUUCAGACACCGUCACUGUCGCCGCUUUGCCUUCGCGGACAAAUGAGGAGGAUGGCAAGGCCACUGACAAGGAUGUCAAGAUGGAGGCCAAGAAUGCAGACUCUGAGGAAUCAAGGCGGCUUUUGAAGCAGGAAACCUUCCAAGUCAAGCCCUUUGAGCCAACAGGCGAUCGUCCAGUCGUGGAUAUAGCCCUACCACCUACCAGGAAGCUACUGGAACUCGCCUUUGAGCGUAUCCUCGGAUCGGAGCAUUUGGUCUCAGUGCCAGGCGUGACCGGGAGAAAGAUGCUUGAGGCAGCUGCGUCCGGAAACCGACCAGAGGAUUCAGAGAGCGAAGCUGCUGAAGGUACGGAGGGAGCAGUUGUGCCGUUCGACAAGGACAACGCCAAGGAUCAUACUACCAAGGUGGUGACCAAGGCCGACUGGAUGUCGAUUGUCUCGCGACUUCUGACAAGAGCUUUCCCAAGGAACUCGGACGAGGUGGCUGCAUCAGGUGUGCAGAGCAUGAAGGAGAAGAUGGUGGACUAUAUCUGCCAAGACUUCAAGCAGCGGAGGGAGCUGGCGCUGACUUGGCUUCACGAAGAGUGGUACUACGAAGGAAUGUACCGUCGCCAGUCGGGUGAAGACAUGGAUGAUCGAGAACCACAAUAUCUCUGGUGUCUCUACAAGAUUCUCGAUGGAAUUACAUCCGGAACCGAUUACGAUGCCAAGGAUCGGGGUCUGACGCGCUUCCUGCUAGAAGUACCUGAGCUGCCGGAUGGUGCGGUGGAUAUGAUCCAAAAGUACUGCGAUGACCCACUGAGAGCACAGCAGGGCAUUGUGUGCUUACGUGACGUCGUGAAUCUUCGCCCACCCAGUCGAGCGCGCGCUCUGGCACUCUUACUGAGCUACACAACCUACCCCGAAAAGCAGCAGCGAUCGAUGGCGAUUGUAAUGGCCAAGAAGUGGUAUCUGGAACAUUCGACCGUCGGACCCCAGGUGGAGGACUUUGCGUUGGCCCAAUUGGACGCGCUCAAGGAUUACCCUGUCCCCAAACGCGCUGCCGAUGCACCGGACUCAUCUCAUGAAGGAUCUGGUGCUGCCAUGGAGGGGGUUGUUCGCUCAAGUCCCGAGAUUUCACGUCGAGACUCUUCAGACACUGCUGUCAAGUCCGAGGUCAAGGACGAACCCAUGGACAACCACGACCAUCUCCGCUCACCUGUCGCUACAGGAAACUCUGGAGUAGAAGGAGGUUUGUCAAGCGAGGCCUAUGAACAGGCACUGAGGGUAGCGCACGACGAUAUUGCGCGCUUGCUCGAGUUGUACUUUUCACUCUGUGCAAAAAACCACAGUCUUUUGGGAGUGUUGCUGUCGCAGUACACCGCGUUUGAUCCGUUUGUGCAGCGGGUGAUUCGACAGACGAUUCAUCCCCUCAUCAAGUCGAUUAAAUCAGACUCGGCCAAGCUCCUUGCCCUCAUUCGCGAUUUCCCGCUGGGUGCAGAGAUGCUCGUUCUGAGGAUCAUUUUCAUCUUGACUGACGGAGUUCGUCCAUCACCCGGCUUGGUCAGCGCAGUACAGGCAGCAGUGAUCCAGCACGAUUUGAAUGCCCGGUUUUUGGUUCCCAUCAUUAGUGGACUCAACAAGGAAGAGGUCCUGGCCAGUCUACCAAGGAUCGUCAGUCUCCUGAAGGGUACCGAGCGGGAACGCAGGACUGUCACAGACGUGUUCUUGAAAUUGCUUUCGGGAUCUUCUGCCACUGCAGCAGGUGGGCCAGGAGCUACCAACAGCAACAGUGGACCUGGUGCGCCUGGAGCAGCAGGUCAACAGAAUGGAGCACCUGCAGUACAGGGUGGUAGUAGUGGGAACUUGGCCAGGCGUGAUAGCAGUGCUGGUGCAGCCCAGGCUGGCGGUGUCAGUAUCCAGGCUCGUGGCCCUGUCUUGUCGCCCUCGGAGCUGUUGAUCCAGCUUCAUCUGAUGGAGGACGUUGUCGGAUGGAAGGCUGCCUGUGAAGCGAUGGACAUCUGCUUCCACCACCCAGAGAUCUACAAAUCAGAAAUCAUCGCCGUCGUCCUGCAACAACUCCUCGACAUGCCCAACAUCCCCUCGCUCUUCAUGCGCACCGUCAUCCAAGCCAUCACACUCUACAAGAAUCUCAUUGGAUUCGUCAACAGUAUGAUCCUGGCUCGCAUGAUCCAAAAGAACGUCUGGUCUCGCCCCGUCCUUUGGAAGGGCUUUGUCCGAUGCGCGAAAAUGAUGCAACCGACAAGUGCUAGUGUGAUUGCUAGUCUGCCACGUCAACAGCUUAAGGAGGUUUUGGCGAUGGAGCCGUCGUUGAAGGAGUCGGUCGAUGCGUAUCAGAAGGCAAAGUCUUCGGGACGGAGGGUUGGUGGUGGCGCUGCCAAGCAGUUGAAUGUGCAUAAUGUUGCCUCCCUGCCUGUUCCUGCUCCAGGGUCUGGAUCGGGAUCAGGGCCAGGAGGAGAAGAUGGGGAGGGUGGUGGUAAUAGUAGUAGAGGUCCAGAGAAGGACGAGAGGAUAACUGUUGGAGGAGAUUCGUAA
Linnemannia hyalina is the source of this 4224-nucleotide messenger RNA. NCBI's taxonomy places the organism in Eukaryota, Fungi, Mortierellomycota, Mortierellomycetes, Mortierellales, Mortierellaceae. The record is from the annotation of a GenBank genome assembly.